GGUGGCUCCCACCCAUAUAUCCCUCCUUUAUCAUAGUACUCCCACCCACUUCCAUCACCCAUCCAAUAAAAUGCAGCCAGGUUUAGCCUUUGGCUUUGGUCACACAGGAUAUUCUGCUGUGGUUGCAACCCAUGUGGUGAUAAGGCUCACGGCCCUGAGCUCUUUACGGGAGCAUCAACUCACAGUUAGGGGACUGGGCGUGGCUGAUUGAGGGUUUGGAACUGGUGGCUAUCCCAGCUAUUCCAUCUCAAAACAGCCCUGAGGCCCCUUUUCAAUUUGAGCAGCUGCUAGAUCUCUUACCAGAGCUCAGAUUCCAGAUUUCACAUCCCAGCAGCCGGUUCUGGGUAACAGAUCAAUUUCCAACUGAAAAAUAACUAUAUAAUGUAUGCUUAUUGGAAUUCUGCCACAGCAGGAAGCUUGAGUCAAAAUGUGUUUCCCCUUUGAAAGGAGAAGGAAUUGGAGCAGCUUUUCCUGGAGGCCCAGGAUAUUUCUUUUCUGGGUAUCUUGGCUGAAAAUUUUGUUUUACAUAGAGAAAAACGAUCUUUUAAGGGUCCCUUUUGCUGCACUCUCUGUCCAGUUUGACUUUUUUUUCAGUGAAAACACCAUGUCACGGAGUGUAGAAAAGAGCAGACCAAAAUCAGCCCUAGAGCCAAUUGGUCAGUCCCAAAGCUGUGACCUCUGUGCCACUGUUGUCCAUAGGAGAGCAUCGACUGUGUCACUUAAAAUAUUAGUAAACCAUGAUGCGGCAACUGCUGAGAGCUAAACUAACAAAACUGUGUUAUCAUAGCUGCCGGCUUGGUGUGAACUCGCUUAAAAGCAAUGGUGAAAGGAUAACCUCGAUGAUGUAAAUCCACCCAAAGAUACUGUUCUACAAAAAGUAGGGUGUGGAAGCAAACCUGUGACUGCAGAGUGGGACGACUCCACACUGCCUCAUGUGGCCCCUUCCCCAGUGGCAGCUGGUGACACUAACGAUUGCUACUCGGUUCACUUGCCCAGAUGUCUUCGUAUGAUGAGCAAGGCCAGAAGCAAGCCUAGAUUCGAAGUUUCUGACACCAUUUCCAGUUUGCGCAAAAGUCAAACAGUAUUUUAUCUUAAAGUGGCUUGAUUUCCAAUAGCUGAACUUGGGCAGAAAACAGCAGCAGCAGCCAAUGUUCCUAUAUGGUUUCUUUGUUGUUGUUUUUGUUUGGGGUGGGGGCAAGUACAGGGUAAUUCAUGAGCAAGACAUUCACUGCUGUCGAAGUCUCUGGGACCCCACUGUGGGUCCGAGAUGGCCUCUGGGAAGGACCUUGUGGAUGACGGUUUUAUCUGUUCUUCUUGUCACUGUUAACUUCUGGGCUGCUGAGGUUCUAGAAUGGAAGGGCUGCCAAAUGAGGUUUGCUGCAGGAGGAAACUUUAAUCCCCCAUUCCAAAAGUCCAGGCCAAAUGGUGGGCUUAGCCUCUUUGAAAAGUUCUGCCUUGCCCCCCCAGGGGGGCACAUCCUGUGUCUCAUUCACCAUGAUGCUUCCUGAGGGUGUUCUAGAAGCCCGUUCCCAGUGGCUCUAUCCAGCCUUUCCUUGCAUCUUCCUCUUGAAGGUGAGGAAGUGAAAACUACAGACCUCCCCCAGACAGCCCACUCUCUAUCACGAGCCUAACCUGCGGGAGGCAGAAGAGACAUCCAUCUGAGAACUGAAGCGGCCUCCAGGAUGAGGUCGGAGGCCCCACCUAAUUUUCCUGGUGGUGGUAUCCAAAAUCUGCAGUAACUAGGAAGGAAACCAGGGUCUCAUGGUUUAAAAAACUUUGAAGCAGGAAUGUUGCAUUUGACGCCUUUAAAACUACCUUUUUGCUGUUGGGGAGGAGUCGGGGGCAAGCCUUAGCAGCUGCACCGCCAGCCCCAUGCUGGUCAGUGCUGCCCUGCCUCUCGUGCCAGGUGUUGCUUCAGCCCAGAGCCAGAGGGCUGGGUCCCGGGUCCUCCACAGGUGGCCCCAGUGGACACAUGCGUUCCCGUCCCGGCCUCCGUCUCUGCUUUUCCACUUCUACCUGCGUGUGGGUUUGCCGCCUUGUCAUCUGUCGUGUGAGUGUCGCAGACCUUUCCAGAGCUCCGGUUCACUCCUCUUUCCAAACAGGCCUCCCUGUCGGUGGCACUGCACUCCUAGAACCUUCAGUUUCUACGAUGGUUUGUUUGGUCCUUUUGAACCACCCCAAAGAACUCAACAUGGCAAAGCAAAUGGUAAAAGCUUCCCGACUGUUCUACUUUGGGUCUGCGCGAAGCCCACUCACGUGUGAUCUCUCUCUGUGUUGCCCCUCUCGGUGGUCCCAGGCGAUCCAGCCAUGCCCCCUGCCCCUCUGCCCAGAUGCUUCAGGGGCCCGGCUUUUCAGGCUUGCCCUCACCAGCGGCCGUCAGCCGACACUCAGGGAUGUAGCUAACACCACUCCGCCAGUGCUUUUGGUAGGAAGAGCUGAGGCUGCCUGGGAGGCCCGGGGCGACCGGAAAAGGGCUCUCUCAAGUUCUGAAAAGAGAAUCUGCCACCAGAUCGAAUUUCGACCCCUGAGCUUGUUCAGACGUACCGUCCGAAUUCAGAUUAAGGUGGUCACCCAACCCGAGAUGUCAGGAAAGGCCUUCUGCAGAGAAAAUGUCCCCCUACCCACCAUCUGCAGCCAGGUGUGUGCCACACGGCAGCCUUCCCGAAACAUAGUAUGGAUUUUAAAAAUGUGUUUAUUUUUGUUUCUCAACCACUUUAUAAUGUAUUUUUUAAUUUAUUUUGUAAUGUCUCGUUUUGAAGUAUUGCUGCUAUCCUUGUUAUCCUUCCACUGUUUUUAUCGCUGAUUUAUUUUGUGAAAGUUGUACACUAAUGUUCUGUUUUAUGUCAAAAUCAAAAGUAUUUAAUGAAAUACUAGUUAUAUUUAACGUGGUUAUGGAACCAGCUGGAAACACAAAACAAACAGUGAUUGUACAGCAGGCUGGGCCCAGGAGGUCAGGUUCAUUUUGUUACAUAUGCAAUAAACUCACGACUUUACAUUU
This is a messenger RNA of Nomascus leucogenys (northern white-cheeked gibbon), 2998 nucleotides long. RefSeq lists its product as uncharacterized. Lineage: Eukaryota; Metazoa; Chordata; Mammalia; Primates; Hylobatidae. The transcript has a single exon. Bases 1973 to 2803 code for a protein of 276 amino acids. The record is from RefSeq and is a predicted model, not a curated record.